ACUUGACCCUACUCUCGAAAAACAAAAUGUUCCUUCUGAUGGUUAUUCUGCCGGAGUAGCAGUUCCGUCGCCGGAGACAGCAAAGAAAUAGUUAACUGCAUUAGCAGAUUCACCAUUUUCUGUUUUUUUGUUUAUCAAUGGAAAACUUGCUACCGCUUGACACUGCGGUUCUGCUACAUCAAAACCAAAAACUUUCUCAAAAGCUUGAAGCUCAGAAGAUUGAGAUUGCAGUUCUUGAAGAAAAAUUCACUGAGUUGAGGGACAAACAGAAGCCAUAUGAUAACACUCUGUCUGUUAUUCAGAAAUCAUGGGAAGAGUUGGUUGGUGAAUUGGAAAUCUGUUCUAUGCGCACAGAGGAUCCGAUAAGACAUGGAAAUGCAAGUAACCAUCAAUCUUGCGCAGAAGAUGGUUCUGUCUAUGCAUGCGACGAUUCUUUCUUAAGUCGCCUUUUACAAACUGGUGCAACUGAAAGCAGCUCUGAUGUUAACACUCAAACGGAAUAUGAACAGAUGAAAAUGGAUGAUCAAAAGAUCAUGAAAAUAUUCCGGAAUAUAGUAUCCACUGUAGAUGACAUUAGGCAAAUGAAGGACAAGUUGUGUGCUGCAGUUCUUGAGGUGCUUCCUGAAGAUGGAUCAUGCCUCCAAAAGUCAUCGAGUGAUUUGCAUAUAGGAGUUAAAAAUCUUAUACAAACAAUAAAUGAACUUCAUUUGAAGCAUCGAUCCCUGGCUGGUGCAUUGCAGAAUCAUAGAGAUACCGAUGCUAAGAAUAAAGCCGAGCUUAAGUGUUUAAGAGGGGAGUUGGAGAAAACCAUUGCACAUUUGGAUGAAAGUAACAGAAAAUUGGCAAUUCUAAAAGCAGAGAAAGAUGCUGCCAAGGGGGUUCUCUUCCCUGUCCUGAAUCUUGGAAAUAAGCACUCUGCUAAUGAUAAGGCGAGAGAUAAGCAGAGAGACAUGCAGGAUAUGGAGUCCACACUUAAGGAGUAUUUGGACCAAUCCUCUUUCCGUUUAUUCGAACUCAAGCGUCUUCAUGAAGAAAGGAUAGACAUAUUGAAGCAGUUGUCUAAUUUACAGAACAAACUAAAGAAUGUGAAAGCCAUAUGCUCUUCCCAACCAUAUAUCUUGGUUAAAGAUCAACUUGCGAAAGCUAAAGAAGAUGUAUCUCUGUAUCAGUCCUUAUACGAGAAACUACAGGUGGAGAAAGACAAUCUUUCGUGGAGGGAAAAAGAAAUGAAUUUGAAGAAUGAUAUAACUGAUGUUUUUCGGCGAUCUUCCACCAUUGCUGAUUCCAGAAUAGCCUGGCUAGAAAAGGAGAUGCAGAAACACAUGCAAGAAAGAAAUAUGAUUGAGGCCAAGCUGGAAGAAGCAUCAAGAGAACCUGGUAGGAAAGAAAUUAUUGCAGAAUUUAAGAAAUUGGUUUCUUCAUUCCCUGAAACCAUGGGCGAUAUGCAGAAUCAACUAAGUAAUUAUAAGGAGACUGCUUCAGAUGUUCAUUCACUACGAGCUGAUGUUCAGUCACUUUCCAGUAUUCUUGACCGGAAGUCAAAAGAGAUAGAAACAUUGUCUGCCAAGUCAGCUUCCCAGGUGACUGAAAUGCUGAAGUUGCAAGCUAUGGUUAAUGAUUUGAAAGAGAGUGAUAUGCAUUUAAAGCUCAUUUUGGAAAUGUACAAGCGUGAAUCUGCUUUCUCAAGGGAUGUUUUCGAGGCUCGGGGUUCCGAGUACAGAGCUUGGGCAUGUGUUCAGAGUUUGAAGACUUCUCUUGAUGAACACAAUUUGGAAGUGAGAGUGAAAUCUGCUAUUGAAGCCGAGGCUAACUCCCAGCAGAAGCUAGGUGCUGCAGAAGCUGAGAUUGCUGAGCUGAGACAGAAGUUGGAUGCUUCUAAAAGGGAACGGUCUAGACUCUCGGAAGUCUUGAAGUCCAAGCAUGAAGAAACCGAGGCCUACCUCUCUGAGAUUGAGACAAUUGGGCAGGCCUACGAUGAUAUGCAAGCUCAAAAUCAGCAGCUUUUCCAGCAAAUCACAGAGAGAGAUGAUUACAAUAUAAAGCUUGUUUUAGAAGGAGUACGGGCAAGACAACAGCGGGAUUGUUUGGCCUGGGAAAGUCAAAUCACAGAGAGAGCAGUUGAAGAUGCCAAUACAAUGGUCAAUUCCUAUGAAAUGAAAGCUGCCAAAAUUGAUGACCAGUUGAGGGGAUGCUCGGACUUGGUCCAGAAACUUGCUGACGAUAGGGGUCAGAAUUCUCUUGCUUUGGAGAACACCCAAAAACGGUUUUUAGAUGUAAGAAAAUCUUCCCAGCAAUUGCAGGAGACGCUGGAAGAAUGGCAAUCCAAGAUCGACAAAGUUCGAGUUGAUCUUGCACAGUUGCAGAUAGAACUAGAGAAAGAAAGGUUUGAGAGAAAAAGAGCAGAGGAGGAUGUAGAAGCUCUGAGGAGAAAGACUUCACGUUUGAGAUCACACAUUGAAGGGUCAUCUGUUAUUGAGAAGCUUCAGCAGAAACUAAGGGAAUACAAGGAAAUACUCAAUUGUAGUAUUUGCUUUGAUAGGCGCAAAGAGGUUGUCCUCGCGAAAUGUUACCAUCUCUUUUGUAAUCCGUGUAUCCAAAAAAUUGUAGAGACUCGUCACCGCAAAUGCCCUGUCUGCUCUGCAAGCUUUGGAGCAAAUGAUGUGAAGGCCGUUUAUAUCUGAUCAGAAACAUGAGGAUGUCUAUGCCUUUUAUUAUGUCGCUGUUGUGAAGCAAGAUUGUCGUUCACUGAUGGUCUGGGCAUAUAUUUAUGCAGGAAAUAACAUAAGAUAGAAAAAAUUUCUGGUGGUUGAAAGUAGAUGGUCUGCAUGGAUUUUCUGGUGCUAGUCCAAAGGUUAAUGAUUUUGUUAAUCUUUUGCUGGUGCUCGUCCAAGGUUGUUGAUCUUGUUCAUUAACCUUUACUUUAUUUUAAGUGGAUGCACUUAAGUUCA
Messenger RNA from Solanum stenotomum, 2948 nucleotides. RefSeq names its product E3 ubiquitin-protein ligase BRE1-like 1. The coding region runs from base 138 to 2681 and encodes 847 amino acids. Gene Ontology annotation, cellular component: nucleus; HULC complex. Gene Ontology annotation, molecular function: ubiquitin protein ligase activity; metal ion binding. Lineage: Eukaryota; Viridiplantae; Streptophyta; Magnoliopsida; Solanales; Solanaceae. The transcript is spliced from 19 exons. The record is from RefSeq and is a predicted model, not a curated record.